Hippocampus zosterae (dwarf seahorse) is the source of this 2170-nucleotide messenger RNA. RefSeq names its product forkhead box C1-A-like. Gene Ontology annotation, biological process: anatomical structure morphogenesis; regulation of transcription by RNA polymerase II; cell differentiation. The record is from RefSeq and is a predicted model, not a curated record. Gene Ontology annotation, molecular function: DNA-binding transcription factor activity, RNA polymerase II-specific; RNA polymerase II cis-regulatory region sequence-specific DNA binding. The transcript has a single exon. NCBI's taxonomy places the organism in Eukaryota, Metazoa, Chordata, Actinopteri, Syngnathiformes, Syngnathidae. Bases 352 to 1722 code for a protein of 456 amino acids.
GGGGAGGAGCAGCCCGAGCAGCCAAAAGGGAGGAAAAGCGUUCAAGCUCAAACAACACCCCCCCCCCAACCCCCUCCACCUUCCAAAAAUGUUUUUAGCUCUCUCUCUGUGGAGUCUCGCUCCUCCGACCUCACUUUGCGCUUUGCAAAUGUUAACCGCCGGGGUCUGGACAGUCUCUGGUCCACUGCGGAGGGCUGUGGCCUGAACCGGACUGCGACCGACAGCGACCGGGGAAAGGCGAGCAAAAAAAACAAACAAAAAAAAACUAACCCAAACAAAGCCCAAAUAAGAGCCGCAACAAGAACAGAAGUUGAGCGCGGCCGCUUGCGGAAGGCGGUCAGAUCGGCCGGGAUGCAGGCGCGCUACUCGGUGUCCACCCCCAACUCGUUGGGGGUCGUGCCGUACAUCAGCGGCGAGCAGAGCUACUACCGGGCCGCCGGCGGCUACGCGGGGAUGCCGGCGCCCGCGAGCAUGUACUCGCACGCGGCUCACGAGCAGUACCCGGGCGGCGUGGCGCGCGCCUACGGGCCGUACAGCCCCCAGCAGCCGCCCAAGGACACGGUCAAGCCGCCGUACAGCUACAUCGCUCUCAUCACCAUGGCCAUCCAGAACUCGGCGGAGAAGAAGAUCACCCUCAACGGGAUCUACCAGUUCAUCAUGGAGCGCUUCCCCUUCUACCGGGACAACAAGCAGGGCUGGCAGAACAGCAUACGGCACAACCUGUCGCUCAACGAGUGCUUCGUCAAAGUGCCCCGCGACGACAAGAAGCCCGGCAAGGGCAGCUACUGGACCUUAGACCCGGAUUCGUACAACAUGUUCGAGAACGGCAGCUUCCUGAGGCGCAGGAGGCGCUUCAAGAAGAAAGAUGCGCAGAAGGAGAAGGGCGAGCAAGAGCGGCCCAAGGAGCCGCCGGUGGCUGGUCGCGCCCCGGCUGCAGAGCCGCAGAACGCGCCGCCGGUGCGCAUCCAGGACAUCAAGACGGAGAACGGGGCAUGCACGCCGCCCCGAGUCGCGUCGCCGGCGCCGAACCGCGCCGUUGCCAAAACGGAAAGUCCCGACGGCGGCGCGGCCGGCGGGAGCCCGGGCGGCCGCUCGCUCGGCGCGGACCUCCCCGAGCAGCAGCGGCGGCGGCAGCACGGCCAGGCCUCCGCGCAGGGCUUCAGCGUGGACGACAUCAUGACGUCCCUGCGGGGGUCCCCCCACGAGGACCUCUCCUCGCCCCUCGUCGCCUCCUCUCGGACAGGUAUGACCCCCUCGCUGGCGCUCGGCUAUUCCCCCAACCAGGCGUCUUCCUACGCGUGCAGCCAGAGCGCCCCCAACUCCACCUAUCACUGCAACCUGCAAGCCAUGAGCCUCUACGCGGCGGAGCGAAGCCCCGGAGGCCACCUGGCGCCGUCGGGUGCCGCCGCGGACGAGGCUUUGACCGACUACUGCAGUGGCGAGUCGCCGCCGCCGCCGCCGGGCCACGCCAACCAGGAGGGCCCGCAGCAGGGCCCGCAGCAGGGCCCGCAGCAGGGCCGGCUCGCCUCCUGGUACGGCGACCUGAGCCACUUGGGCGCGGGCUACCCGUCCCAGCAGCAGAACUUCCACUCGGUCAGGGAGAUGUUCGAGUCCCAGCGGAUGGGGCUGAAUGGGAAUAACAGCUGUCAGAUGGCCUUCCCGUCCACUCAGUCCAUCUACCGCACCUCAGGAGCUUUCGUUUACGACUGCAGCAAGUUUUGACAGCUUGCAAAAGCGCAACCGGCAACUUGUACUUUCGGACGUGACCUCGAGGAGGUUUUUUUUUUUUUUUUAAAUUUUUCACUUGACAUCCUGAAUGCACAAAUUAAAGAACGAGACGCAGAUGAUUUUGUCCAGGCGCGUGUCCAACGCACGUAAGUUUAUUCUCUUAAUUUAAAAAAUAAAGGGCGAAAAAAUGGCUCACGCUCUGAGCCUGCUGACGUUUGUAAAUGAUAUCCUAAUAUAUUUAUUUUUAGAGAGCGAUCAAUGAAUUUCUUGGAAGCCAGAUACGCAGAUGUUUUUUUUUUGUGUCCAAUUUCUUGUCCCCAUUAGGUACAAGCGGGACCUUUGUAGCCCAAACUGGUGAUUUGAUUCACGCGUGUGCUUUGUCAACACAUUUUUGAAGGCAUUACAUUUUUUGGGGGGGAUGAAUAAAGUGCCUCAGUUUUAA